UUCGAAUCUCGUUCAAUUGACAUUCUCUCGGCGAUAGCUUCAUAUGUGAAGCCUCCUACCGAAUCGAACAGCUCGGCUUCAGCAAAGUAGUCGAGUGUGUUCCAUAAUGGCCGCGCCCAUAUUAAGAUCCCUCUGGCCAUCCCUGGCGAGGCGGCCAGCUACGAUCCCGUCAUCCUUCUCUACAUUACCCUCACGAUCAUUCUCGACGACAGCAUCACCGAACGCGACCUUAAAUCAAGUCCUACGAGGAUGCCGUAAACCCCAGCGCGCGCGUCACGCCGUCUCUCCCGCCCUAUCAGAUAUGAACUGCCCGCAGCAAAAAGGCGUGUGCUUGAAGGUCGGCAUUACGCGACCCAAGAAGCCCAAUUCAGGCGAACGCAAGACCGCGCGUAUUCGUCUUUCCAGUGGCCGUAUGAUCUCCGCCUAUAUCCCCGGCGAGGGCCACAACAUCCAGCAGCAUUCCGUCGUGCUCGUUCGAGGUGGUAGGAGUCAAGAUUGUCCCGGUGUGCGGUAUCACUUGGUUCGGGGAGCGUUGGAUUUGGCCGGUGUUGCCAAUCGCAAGACGAGUCGCAGUAAAUACGGAACGAAGAAACCGAAGAAGGCAUCAGUGGGCGCAUAGAACAGGGCAUGAAAGCUCUGGCACGGCAUUGGUUUAUAUAGC
Annulohypoxylon truncatum is the source of this 661-nucleotide messenger RNA. RefSeq names its product ribosomal protein S12. Gene Ontology annotation, cellular component: ribosome; small ribosomal subunit. The record is from RefSeq and is a predicted model, not a curated record. Gene Ontology annotation, molecular function: structural constituent of ribosome. The transcript is spliced from 3 exons. Gene Ontology annotation, biological process: translation. Bases 107 to 619 code for a protein of 170 amino acids. NCBI's taxonomy places the organism in Eukaryota, Fungi, Ascomycota, Sordariomycetes, Xylariales, Hypoxylaceae.